This is a messenger RNA of Hevea brasiliensis (rubber tree), 1103 nucleotides long. RefSeq lists its product as uncharacterized. The coding region runs from base 466 to 864 and encodes 132 amino acids. NCBI's taxonomy places the organism in Eukaryota, Viridiplantae, Streptophyta, Magnoliopsida, Malpighiales, Euphorbiaceae. The transcript has 3 exons. The record is from RefSeq and is a predicted model, not a curated record.
GCCAUCCUUGGUUUUUCAUUGAGGGGAAUGAAAGGUCAAUUUUUGGAUAAAAGUAGAGAUCAUAGGCGAAAAUUGAAGGUGGGGUUUACUAAGGAAGGAAGGCAGAAGUUGUAGGAUAUUUAAGUUAUUUGGCGGGAGAAAAUUGUUAGAAGCUGAGCUGGAAACUCAGAGGCUAUGAUGAGUUUGUUACAAUUGUACAGAUCACAUUCUUGUAUACAAGCACAUGUAAAAGACAUCAAGGGACUCGAUUUUUCAUUCUCUCAAUUCUGUUUUCACAUACAUUUAUCAUGGUAUCAAAGCAGUUUUUUCCUGUGUAGAUAUUCUUUGCUUCUCAAGAUCUAGAUCUAGAUUUUGCUACUUUGUUAUCUGGAUCUGGGUUUUUACUAUUCUGUUUUCAAGUGAUCAGAGGAGCAAGUUUUCUUUCAAUUACUUAUGCUGUGGUGUCAAUGAGCAGUAGCUGCAAUUAUGGAAUAUGGAAAUCCAAGCAGAGUUUCAGUAAAUAAAUCAAUGGAGGAAGUACUUCAAUUGCAAAGUUAUAAUAAUUCAAGAUUAAUCGUGGAAUUCAAGAAGAAGAAGCAUGAUAAGCCUCAAACAUAUAUUGCUGUGCAAGAAACACCGUUGGAAGAGUCUGGAUCUGAAUCAAAUAGGAGAAUUGAAGAAUGGAAGAAAGAGUUUGCAAAUGCAGUAUGUCAGGAGGUGGCCAAAUGUACGAAGGGUAAGACGAAUGUUGAUGAUAAUUGCCCACAAUUUACUGGCUCUUCUAGAUACGCAGUUAGCAAAGACUCAGGGAAGGGGAAGAAAACAUUGAGUCAGGGCCAAGAGACAUUUAUCAGAGGUAGACAGACUGAUAGGGUAGCAGACUAGGCUGCUAGUGCUACAUUGAGAGUUCAUCGGGUAUAUUGAGUAUACCAUAUUUGGCAUUUUGUAUUGUAAUGUAUGUUCACUGUAUGUAUAUAUUGUUCUUGAUUUUGAGCAGUUGUAAAUUAAAAUUGUACAUUAAAAUUGUACAUUAAAGUUGUAAACUAAAUUUGUAAAUUAUUUUGGCUUGUAAAUAUUGUGAUAUAUUUCCUUUAUCUCUGCUUUUAAAAAUACUGAAAAAUUAU